Caenorhabditis sp. 36 PRJEB53466 is the source of this 2065-nucleotide messenger RNA. The record is from the annotation of a GenBank genome assembly. NCBI's taxonomy places the organism in Eukaryota, Metazoa, Nematoda, Chromadorea, Rhabditida, Rhabditidae.
AUGAAUCAGCAGCCAUCCGUUGAGAUCGAUGAAACUCUAUCUAUGCUUAGAAUGCUAAUGCAAAGAGAGUUUAUACACUAUCUGGAGACUUUGCCAGGUAUCGUAAAGGAAGAGCAAGUUUGAAAAAUUGAUCUUUCCAGGAACGAAAGAGUUGUUCAUCGAAAAUUGUCUUUUGCGACCUUUAGAUAUGAUUGCCAAAUCGACUGAUAUGAAAAAGCACGGAGUGAAAAAGAUAAUAGAGUUUGACUUGAAUAAGUCUCCUCAAGUGAGUUCUUUUCUGGAGGAAAAAUGAAUAGAGUAGAUAUGAAAAAUUCAGGUUUGGAAUCAAGAAGUCGAUCAUCGAGUUUUCUUUCUUCGACCUCACGUCGAAAAUGCACGGAAGAUUGUUGAAUACGUGGAAGAAGGAGUGGAGAACCGAGGAAUGUGUGUCAUUUGGUGCAAUCGACAGCUAGAGGAGUGCGAUUUGUGUUCGAAACCGCCGGAGUCUUCGGAUGCAUUACACAAAUCAGUCUCAAUAUGUGCCUAUUGCCUCUGGAAAGUGACCUAUUCUCCCUGCAACAUGCGGAAGCUGCUCAACCGGACAUUUAUUCGGUCGCCAACAUGUUUGUGGCUCUGCAGAACUUAUACGGCAUUAUUCCGACAAUCUAUGGACUAGGAUCUGAACCGAAACAUUUAUGGAACCUGGUCCAUAAACUGUGCAACAACGAGCUACGCGCCCGACCGGAUCAGUCGAUCAGUCAUCUCUUUCUUUUCGACCGCCAACUCGAUCCAGUUCCCGUUCUGCUCACAGGUGCUUCGUACGAAGGUCUCCUUCACGAGUUCUUCACUAUUGACUGCGGGAAACUCGCAUUCCCGAUAGAUAUGCGAAAACAGACAUCAACAGGACCGCUGGAUUUCGAUUGGAUUGAGAUAAAUCCGGAAGAUGACAAAGAGGCAAAACACACGAAUCGAGGAGAUGUUGUGAAGCUGGACAAUUGUGAAGACAUAUUUGCCUCUAUUCGAAAUAAGCACGUCUCUGCCGCUCUUGAAUUUUUGCAUGCGAAAGCAAAGUCUAUUCAGAAAAGUAUCGAAAAAUCUGCGACUAUUGAUGAUGUCGCUGACUACCGUAACUUUGUGGAAAAAGAUUUGCGGGCUCUCAAAUCAGAUCACAAACACUGUGAACUUCACAUAAAUGCGUGCGAGAUGAUGAUGAACAAAGUGAAGAUGGAGGACUAUCGGACAAUGUUCAAACUGGAGCACGAGAUGCUUUUGGGCACUGUAACUCAGGAGGACUAUUUUGAUUUCGUAUUCGAAAGAGUGCCCAUGCGAUCGUGCCGAGAUAUUGUUCUCUCGAUGAUGUCUCUGGCUUCGCUUAAAUUGGACGGAAUUCCCGAUGAUACUUACAACGAAUUCAUGGAAAUGUAUCUUCAGAAGUACGGAUACGAGCAUAUGUUCGAGCUACAGAAUCUUCGAAACUCUCGCGUCAUCUACGCUCGUCGUCAUAUUUCUCAAGACCGCAGCAUAAGCGACAGAGCAAGAACGUGGGAAGCUCUAGCGCGAAAGUUCAGAAUUGUCAAAGGUAACGAACCGAUGGACAUGUCGAAUCCAUCGGAUAUGAGCUAUGUGUUCGGAGCGAGAAUCGCGCCUCUUCUAUGCAAAAUUGUGGAAGAUACAAUAGAUCACGGAUGGAAUCGUGCAGAAUACGAAAGAAUUAUGGGUGAGGUGACUUUCUGAUAGAAUGUGCGAUUACUAUGCUCUGCAGGGAAAGACAAGGUUCUCGUGGAGGAGAACACCUACAUUGCUGCGGAUCGCCGUCCGGACAACCGCAUUAGGAAGGCCAUUAUGGUAUUUGUGAUCGGCGGAAUCACUUACUGGGAAGUGGCUGCUUUACGGUGAGUUCGCGCAUUUUGUGAUUGAAAAUCGUUGUGCAUCUUGCAGAUUACUUGCAAUUCAAAAGAACUUCCGCAUCCUCAUUUGUGCUACUCACAUCAUAAACAAAAGGGAAUAUUUGGACGUAAGGGGCAGGACGCUUCCUCAGUUUUCGGAUCGUGAUGAAAUUACGCUUAUAAGUCAGAAAUUUGUAUAA